Canis lupus familiaris (dog) is the source of this 1324-nucleotide messenger RNA. RefSeq names its product zinc finger protein 660 (gene ZNF660). Gene Ontology annotation, biological process: regulation of transcription by RNA polymerase II. The record is from RefSeq and is a predicted model, not a curated record. Gene Ontology annotation, molecular function: RNA polymerase II cis-regulatory region sequence-specific DNA binding; DNA-binding transcription factor activity, RNA polymerase II-specific. The coding region runs from base 307 to 1302 and encodes 331 amino acids. Lineage: Eukaryota; Metazoa; Chordata; Mammalia; Carnivora; Canidae. The transcript is spliced from 2 exons.
UCAGGUAUUCCCUCUUAGUCCUCGAUCCGUUGCAGCUAAUCAGUAACCAAGGACCAUGUGACCACUGCUCACAGAGACUUGAUCAUGCAGGUGAUGAUGGUGAAUUAGAGGAAUACGACCUCCCAAGAUGGUGGAACUGGAACUGAGGAGGUAUUGAUUGCAAAGUAUUAUUCCUGAAAAAUUAGAAUCUUGCACUUUUCAAGAGAACUCCACAGAGGUAUUUCCCAGGAAGUCAAAAUUUAAAAAGCUCCUCUGAAGAGAAAGAGAAGAUUCAACAGGCCACUGUGAUGUUUCAAGCAAGAGAAAAUGAGGAGAAAGACGAGAAAUUUCAGACAUAAGACAGUUAAAGACAAUAAAACACUUACAGAAGUAAGUGAGCAAGAAUCUGAAAAAGAUGGUAGUCAGUGCUUGGAUCCUAUAACAAGCAGGAGAAUUCAGGCUGAAAAGAAACAGUAUGUAUGUACUGAGUGUGGGAAAGCUUUUAGUCAGAGUGCAAACCUUACAGUGCAUGAGAGAAUCCACACAGGAGAGAAACCCUAUAAGUGUAAGGAGUGUGGAAAAGCCUUCAGUCAUAGCUCCAACCUUGUUGUUCAUCGGAGAAUCCACACUGGACUGAAGCCCUACACAUGCAGUGAAUGUGGGAAAUCUUUCAGUGGUAAGUCACACCUCAUUCGGCACCAGGGAAUCCAUAGUGGGGAAAAAACGUAUGAAUGUAAGGAGUGUGGGAAAGCCUUUAGUCGGAGUUCAGGUCUUAUUUCACAUCAUAGAGUUCACACUGGGGAGAAGCCCUACACUUGUAUUGAAUGUGGGAAAGCCUUUAGCCGUAGUUCAAAUCUUACUCAACAUCAAAGAAUGCACAAAGGAAAAAAAGUUUACAAAUGUAAGGAGUGUGGGAAAACAUGUGUUUCUAAUACAAAGAUUAUAGACCAUCAGAGAAUUCACACAGGGGAGAAGCCUUACGAGUGUGAUGAGUGUGGAAAAACUUUCAUUUUAAGGAAGACCCUUAGUGAACAUCAGAGACUUCACCGUAGAGAGAAACCUUACAAAUGUAAUGAAUGUGGGAAAGCUUUUACUUCUAAUCGAAACCUUAUUGAUCAUCAGAGAGUUCACACUGGAGAGAAACCCUAUAAAUGUAACGAAUGUGGAAAAACCUUCAGGCAGACUUCUCAAGUUAUUUUACAUUUGAGAACCCAUACUAAGGAGAAACCCUAUAAAUGUAGUGAGUGUGGGAAAGCCUAUCGUUACAGCUCGCAGCUUAUUCAACACCAGAGAAAACAUAAUGAGGAGAAAGAAAUCUCAUAAAUAAAAUAUAUUGUUGGUAGUA